AUGUCACAACGUCUCAGCAAAAUGAGAUGGUUUUGGUGUUUCCUUGCAUUUUAUUCUGGAUCAGCAUGGAAUCCUGUAAAAGCUGUUCCUAAUCCCCAAAAUAGGCCGAGUACUAUUGAAUCACAAGCAAAAUUUUUCCAGGACUUUUUCUCAGUACAGUUGAGUCCGUACAAGAUAGAGUUCGGUCAUGUAUGCGAAGAUCCAAACACGUGGGAACAACGUUACGAGCGGAAAGAUUAUAAAAACCACAGGGACAUGGGAAAAGUUCGUUGGGGCGACAAGAAAGGAGGAUAUGGGGAACAUUACUGGGACCUAAAUCACGCAGGUCACACAGAUGAUCAUGAUAAUGGUGAUUACGAUUCUGACGGUCAAUAUAACCAUGAUACGUAUGACGAGCCCAGUGAACAAUCCCCUACAUAUGAGUCUAAUGAAAAACUAACAUACGAUGAAAGUGAACGUAUUAAGAGAGCGGAUUCUGAAAAAGCACGCAAAGAAUUAGAAAUCCAGAAGCAUGAACAAGCACAUUACAAUCAUGAAAAUCAUGAAGGAGAGUUUAAUAGACAACAAAAGAAACCAAGGGAGAAGCAUCACAUAGUGUUAGUUGUUAACCAAAGAGAAAGAGAGCCUUAUAGACAAAGGGAUGUGAAGCAGCGGCCUUACGAAGGAUCAGUUAGACGUCAUCCCAGUCUAGAAAGUUCUGUAGCCGCUUCAGCACCAAGACUUUUCUUUGAAUCAUCUACGGGUCAUGUUAUAGAUAGAACUACUGGCCAAGCAUAUGUGCUACAGCCAGUUGUUCAUCAUUAAGCCUAAUUUAAGAAAUUAUUUAUUAAUAGUAAUUUUACGUUCGGUUUAAGUGUUAAUUUAUUUGUGUCUGAAUGUUAAAUAAAUGUUUUAAUUUA
Molecule: messenger RNA, 899 nt
Organism: Colias croceus (clouded yellow)
Lineage: Eukaryota; Metazoa; Arthropoda; Insecta; Lepidoptera; Pieridae
Exons: 4
Coding region: 1-804 (267 amino acids)
Source: RefSeq, a predicted model, not a curated record